CUCCACACCCUUCGUUCCCCCAACUCUCUCUCUCUCUCUCUACUUCACUGAAACAGCCACAAACCCUAACCCAUCAAAACCUCUCUCACUCUCCCCAAAGCCAUGAGAUUUUCAAAACCCAGAGAUCAAAUCUGAUGUAUAUGGAAACCCAAUCUCUACUUUCCCUCAGUCCCUAAACUUUCCCUCUCUCCAAACACCAAAAAACCCCCCUACACAAUGUUCUCUUCCCCAUUCGUCCCCACCUUCGCUCUCCUCCUCUCUCUCCCUAUCCUCUUCCUCCUCGCCCACCACUUCCUCCUCCCUCCUCGCCAACUCCCCAUCCCUGUCCCCGACGAACUCGACGAUCUCUCUCUCUUCCAUCAAGCCAUCGCCCAAUCUGAACACACCCAAUCCCAAUCUCCGCCUCACCCUUCCUCCAAAUCCCGUCUUGGCUCCUCCAAUCUCCGCCCCAAAAUCGCCUUUCUCUUCCUCACCAACUCAGACCUCCAAUUCGCUCCCUUGUGGGAACGCUUCUUCAAAGGUUCUAAGCGAAACCUAUACAACAUCUACAUACACUGUGACCCCACCGUCAAGAUCAACCCACCCGGUGGAGUGUUCACCGAUCGAUUCAUCCCCUCCAAGAGGACCCAGAGGGGCUCCGCCACGCUCAUCUCCGCCGCGCGCCGCCUCCUCGCCAAUGCCCUCCUCGAUGACCCAGGUAACACAUUCUUUGCCCUGAUUUCGCAGCACUGCAUUCCACUACACUCGUUCAAGUUCGUCUAUCACACCCUCUUCGACCCAAAAUCCACCGAUUUGGAUCGGGCUUUCGAGUAUAGGAGCUAUAUUGAGAUACUCUCCGAAGAAUCGACUCUUUGGGAUCGAUACAAUGCGAGAGGGAAGAAUGUGAUGAUGCCUGAGGUACCCUUUGAGAAGUUCCGAGUUGGGUCUCAGUUCUUUGUGCUCACUCGCCGUCACGCGGUGUCGGUGAUCCGGGAUCGCCGGUUGUGGAGGAAAUUUAGGCUGCCUUGUAUAAAGAUUGAGUCUUGUUACCCGGAGGAGCAUUAUUUUCCGACUCUGUUGUCAAUGGAGGACCCAAAAGGGUGCACUCACUAUACCUUGACUCGGGUGAAUUGGACCGAUAGUGUCAAUGGCCACCCGCAUACUUACAGGCCACCGGAAGUGUCGCCUGAGCUGAUUUACAAGCUCAGGCUGUCAAAUUCCACUUAUUCCUACUUGUUUGCUAGGAAAUUCUCUCCGGAUUGCUUGAAUCCUUUGUUGGAAAUCGCGGAUACCGUCAUUUUCCGGGACUAAGUUCUGCUCCUGGUGAGGUGUAAUGCCAAAUUGAAAAUUUUUGAGGAACUAAAAUGGAAGGAUGUUGGAGUGUAACACAUGGGGGAUAAGGUCUUGAAGAGGCUCUCAAAUGCCCACAACCAAACAGCCCCAAGAGUCCAACUUAAGCAUGCAAAGAGAUUUCAACACCAAAUUAAAAAAGUUUGUUAGGGUGUAAUAUGGUGGUGUAACAAUAUUGAUAUGUUGGUGGUAGUUGAAGGGAUGGGGGUGUUUUGGUCAGUUUUAGUUUUUCUGUUCUGUAAAUAUAUGGUAAAUGGAUUGGAUGGGAUGUUCAUGUCACAUGUAAUGAACAUUGAUGGGGGCUUAGCCUGGAAGAAUAAGCAGCAGUGCCAAGACCCAUUUCUAUCACACUUGGAGAUUAGUUCUACUAUCUCUCCCUUGGAGGAGAAGUUUUAAUGGUAUCCAAAGCUCCUUUUAUUCAACCCUUCUCUUGGAUGGCUUUUUAGUCUUUUUACUUCUUUUCCUUGGUGUUGGAAUUUGUAUUAGUCUCAUUUUGAAUGCUUCUAUUUUGUACUUGGAAGUUUACUUCCCAACUAUGUUUAGUGACAUAAAGUUAAAUGUAAUUAUAAUAAAAGACGUUGCUAAAA
This is a messenger RNA of Cornus florida, 1916 nucleotides long. RefSeq names its product glycosyltransferase BC10. Bases 217 to 1290 code for a protein of 357 amino acids. The transcript is spliced from 2 exons. The record is from RefSeq and is a predicted model, not a curated record. Gene Ontology annotation, cellular component: membrane. Lineage: Eukaryota; Viridiplantae; Streptophyta; Magnoliopsida; Cornales; Cornaceae. Gene Ontology annotation, molecular function: glycosyltransferase activity.